AUGUUCAUGCACAGCGGGGACAUGAUGAUCAUGUCCAGCUACAGCCGCCUGCUGUACCAUGUAUGCCCCAGGAUUCUGCCCAACCUGGAGGGGAAGCUCUUGCCUUCUUGUCUGGAGCUGCCUCUCUCAGCUGACCUUCCUGAAGACUCUGUUAUGGAACCCUGCUCUCAAGAGGACAAGCAGGUCUUUGCCAAAUAUCUGCAAACAUCCCAUAUCAACAUGAUUGUCAAGCAGGUACCAGCUGAAGGUCAGAGCUUCCCAAGUGAAGCCAGGACAGAGAGAGACCUGGAUGUUUCCUCCCUAGGCUCUUAUCAUGAGGAGCACAGCAAAAUAAAAAAGCACAAGUCUGGUAAAGACAGCUGA
Podarcis lilfordi (Lilford's wall lizard) is the source of this 363-nucleotide messenger RNA. NCBI's taxonomy places the organism in Eukaryota, Metazoa, Chordata, Lepidosauria, Squamata, Lacertidae. The record is from the annotation of a GenBank genome assembly.